CUAUUGCAAACAUGUAUGGAAUGUCAGUCGGACGUUUUCAUCUUAAUGCCUCAACUAAAACUAAAGGCAUGAGUCAUUUACCACCUUCAGUAGCUUUUAUAUCUGAUCAGGCUCAUUACUCGUUGGAAAAAGGAGCAUUGUUUUUAGGCUUUGGAAUAGAAAACAUUAUUAAGGUGCCCAGUGACUCACAUUGUAGAAUGAUACCGGAAGAAUUAGAAAAAUGUGUGCUAAAAACUAAAAGUGAAGGUGCUUGGGGUGGUGUAACUAUUUUUUCUCGAACUCACCGUAAACUAAUGGAUGGUCUUGAAAGGGUAUCCUUUACAAAUGCAACGCUCUUCAAGCGGAAUAUUUGUUUCAGCCUGAUACCUAUUAUGAUACUAGUUAUGAUUUGGGUGAUGAGAGUAUUCAAUGUGGCAGAAAAGUUGAUUGUUUGA
Parasteatoda tepidariorum (common house spider) is the source of this 434-nucleotide messenger RNA. The record is from RefSeq and is a predicted model, not a curated record. NCBI's taxonomy places the organism in Eukaryota, Metazoa, Arthropoda, Arachnida, Araneae, Theridiidae.